GUACUUCUUCCUUUGUGUCGGCCUUGAGUUAUAGCGCUUCAGCUUCCACCGUCGACGAAAAAAGAAGCAGUCUAGUUUAACAACAAAGCACAAUGGGGAAGAAAAGUCGCCUCACGGGAGGAGGCGUUGGUCGGAGAACUAUAAUACAACUUUCUCCACCCGGCCAUCGUGGGGGGAUCUCUGGGGAGAGAGAAGAGGCGCCGUCGGGAUCUGAUGAUGAACAGGAUGGUGAUGGACACCGAUUUGUCAAACAGACAACCAUGAAGGCACCAACAGUAAAAGCCACAGAGGGUUUGUCAUUGCUUGGAGCCUAUGAAGACAGCGAUGAUGAAGAUGCUGGAAUCCGUCCAGCUACAAAUUCCCAACACAACCAAUCAGCAGACAUCGACAGCACCUUGGCCAAUUUCAUGGCCGAAAUUGAUGCGAUCACAACUCAGCCAAGUACAGAUGACGCUGCAGCUCCUGCCUCGGUUUCGAAUGCCACCCCACCUCGACCUAAGGAUAAAAGUCAGCAGCCUGUGCAGGAUGGACACGAUCCACAAAGCACAGAGUUUGAGUACAAUACGCAGUGCUCACUAGCAGGAGUGGGUGUGGAGAUGGGAGACUGGCAGGAAGUUUGGGAUGAGAACUCUGGCUGCUAUUACUACUGGAACACUCUGACUAACGAAGUGUCCUGGGAGCUGCCGCACUAUUUAGCCGAUCAGGUGCAAAGUAUUGGACAUUAUCCAAACAGUGUUAAUGGGAAUGGUGCAGUCCAUGCUGGUUAUUACACAGAAGAAAAUGCCGCUACUGCUGUAGCUUCAACAACUACGAAAGAGACCAAAACUAAGGAGAUUGUAGAGAGUGUCACAGCCCUGACAAGUGAAGAGGAGGAGCGUCAGGGAGUGGCUGCCUCUCUCCUCGGGCCACUUAUUCCUUCUGAGGUGAAAGAAGCGGAGGAAAAAUGGAGGAAAAGGCUGCUGAAGGGUUUGGAUGAGACCGAGAACAGUUUGGAUUCUGAUGGAGAAGUUGCUAAACCUGCGGUAUCCGCACCGAUACCCUUUCUGGAAGCAGACCCAGACCUCACAGCACAGAAGGAUGUUUCUAAUAAGAAGCUGUCAGGAGACCAAUCAGAUGCUGAAGAGGAGGCAGAGGAAGACACGAUAGAACUGGAGUUAGCUCUAGAAAGGAAGAAGGCAGAGCUUCGUGCCCUCGAAGAGGGCGACAGGAGUGCAGGGGGUUCCAGUCCAAUGUCCGAGGCCAGCCAAGAAGUCGCAGGAUCUCUCCUCAAGAAGAGCCGCUGGAAGACCAUCUUUCCAGGUGUUGCCAGUCCAGAUUCCAACAGCAGAGGUUCAGACUUCCUGGACAACGCAGAGACAACGCUGCCUAAAACUUCAGAAAGUGUCCUAGAAGGUGAAGCAAAGGAAACGGAUAAUUUAGAGGAGUCAGGCGUUUCAAAACUACCCAAUAAAGAAGAGGUAGAGACUCCUGAGCUAAAGUUUCAGAUCGGAGAACUGGCCAACACCUUAACUAGCAAGAUGGAGUUCCUGGGGAUAAACAAAAAGACCAUCUCAAACUUUCAUCUGCUUCUGCUUCAAACUGAGACACGGAUUGCUGAUUGGAGGGAGGGUGCUCUGAACGGGGCCUAUCUUCGACGCAAGCUGCAGGAAGCUGCUGAACACAUAAAAUAUUAUGAACUUAACGCCACCCCUAAAGGCUGGUCCUGCCACUGGGACAGAGAGCACAGGAGGUACUUCUAUGUGAGGGACCGGACUGGUGCCUCCCAGUGGGAGUUUCCAACAGAAGAGGACAAGGAGGAGGCCCCAGUAGACGCUCCAAGUACACAGAAUCUGAGCCAAGAGGAGACCAAAACAUCUGGAUCGGCUGGUGGGGCUGCAGAAUUGUCUCCUCCUGCUCCACCUCCACCUCCUCUGCCCAGUGCAUCCUCCUUCUGGUCCCCACCCCAGCCGCCGCUUCCUAACAGCCCCCCUCCACCCUCCAAUGACCCACCGCCCCCUCCUCUACCUCCAGAGUCACCCCCACCCCCUCCUCCUCCCCCCGACAGCGAUGGAGAGAUCAUGGAGGUCGAGAUGGAUGUGGAUGACGACAAUGAGGAGGAGCCCCCGGCUCCUGGAACGGAGGAGGACGGCAGCGGGAGGUCCGGCUCCGCCAACAUAAAGAUUAUAGAGUCCACCGCUCCUUUUGGAAAAGGUCAGAAACGGAAAGCUGGUCAGGGGGCUAAAACCGUAACUAUUGGUAGCAGUCCCAUUCUCUACACCCAGGCACCUCUUACUGCAGCGCCCCUAAUGUCAGCAGCAGCGGCCUACUGGGGUAUACCGGCUGUGGCCGCCCCUCUGAUCCCCUGUGAACCUCCAGCCCCGCCCGUGCCAGUGCUACCUCCUCAGCCGCCACUGCCUCCGUCCCAGCCAGCUUUUGAAGCCGCUCCGACCAAAACGUUAGCCGUGGACAAGACCAAGAAAACCAAAAAAGAUAAGUCAAAGAAGAGUAAGACGAAGAUGCCUUCUCUGGUGAAGAAGUGGCAGAGCAUCCAAAAGGAGCUGGACGAGGAAGAGAAGAGCAGCUCCAGCGACGAAGACAGAGAUCUGCUCAACAAGAAGAGCAUUGAGGAGUGGAAGCAGCAGCAGCUCAUGACGGGGAAAGCUUCGAAGAACGCCAACUUUGAGGCCCUACCGCAGGACUGGCGGGACCGCUUGAAGAAACGGAAGCUGACGAACAGCACGUAACACCCGCUGAGGCCCACGCGCUGCCCAGGCAGUGUUUGUAAAUCCGCUCCUACCCAAACCAUAAGAUCAUCCCUCUGAAGAGAUGCAGAUUUGUUUAACUAUCAGUGGACUUUCUUAGCUGUUCUGUGUUCAUAUCAGAGACAUUUUGAAGCCCUUCUAUGGCAGGCCAUUCUCAUUAAGGGGUUGGAAUGUCCUGUUGUUUUUGUAUGAGAUCUGUAAAUGUGCCAAAUGUGCUGAGGUAAUAAGUUCACCUUUUUUUUAUAUAUAUAUAUAUAUAUAUAUAUAGACCCAGUACAGACGUCCACCACAGUUUUAGGCAGAACUGUCUAUUUUAAAGAGUGUUUUUACGUCUCUGUAUCUAAAGGGGGGGAAGGAAGGAAAGGGUGAAAUUGAUGGAAAGGGGAGGGAUUGUCACAUGAUCUUGUACAUUUUGUAAAAAGUUAUUAAAUUUUUUUCAAAACUGUU
Messenger RNA from Fundulus heteroclitus (mummichog), 3188 nucleotides. It is a transcript of the gene fnbp4, whose product is annotated as formin binding protein 4. NCBI's taxonomy places the organism in Eukaryota, Metazoa, Chordata, Actinopteri, Cyprinodontiformes, Fundulidae. The record is from RefSeq and is a predicted model, not a curated record. The coding region runs from base 93 to 2723 and encodes 876 amino acids. Gene Ontology annotation, molecular function: protein binding. The transcript is spliced from 17 exons.